AUGGAAUUGUUACAAUUACAAGACUUGCAUGCGAGUGUGCAAGCAGCGGCAGAGAAACAUGAAACAAUAGUUGAGCCUAUCCAGGAGGCAGCCCCUAAGCCGAGACAGCUGAGUCCUACACCCAUGGUUAAUAAUAUAGUCAAGAGAAGGAAGAAUAACUUUGUUGUUAAGUAUGCGAUUGGUGCGGUUAUGAUUUCGAUCUGGAUCUGGCGAAAGUGCAAUAUAGUGAAGGAAGAGAGCAUUCUCAUCGUACGGGAUCUUGGUGUACAAGUGAAGACUGUAUAUAUGGAUGGUCGAUGUAUCUCACACUUUAUUGAUCAUUCUCGCAUAGCUGAUAUCAUCAUCAACGAAGGUAUUACUAUGUUGCAGGUGAAAUUCUAUAUGGCAAUUAUCGUUGAAGGCCAAGAUCGCAUGGUAAUUGUGUUUGAGCAUUUAUUACCACGUUUGAGCAUUCUUCUAAGAGUGUAUCGUGGAACAAGAGCAAUUAUAUUUAAUGAGACUGAUGAACCAAUGCAUCCAAAUAGCUUUGUCUAA
Molecule: messenger RNA, 534 nt
Organism: Paraglomus brasilianum
Lineage: Eukaryota; Fungi; Glomeromycota; Glomeromycetes; Paraglomerales; Paraglomeraceae
Source: the annotation of a GenBank genome assembly